GGGCGCGCGCUGAAAGGGCCCCAGGCGUUGGCAUUCGCUGGACUGGCCGUUGGCUGAGCGCGGCCCCUGAGCAGGUCGGUGGGCGCCAGGCUCGCUCAAAGGCCAGGCCUGUCCGGGGACAGCAAGAGAGAUUGGGCAGGCCGUGAGUAGCUGAGAACUCCGCGCAAAGAUGGCUGACAAAGGCAAAAAGCCCAAAGCGGAUGCGGCGGCGGCGGCAGCGCCGGCGGCCCCAGCGCCGGGGGCGGCGCCCCCUCCUCCAGACAAGAAAGAGGAGGAGAAACCAAAGGAAAAGGAGGUGGAGCCCAAGGAUGAAGUGGGCACGAGGAAAGGAUGUCGCCGCUACAGGUGGGAACUCAAGGACAGCAAUAGAGAGUUCUGGGUUAUGGGGCACGCCGAGGUCAAGAUCCUGAGCUUGGGCUGCCUAUUAGGUGCAAUGGUAAUGUUCACGGGGACCGUCGUGCACCCCCUCCUGACACUCGUCAUCACCAUGGAGGUUUCCGUCUUGUGCUUCUUCUUCAUUAUCCACACCUUCGCCAUCCAGAGAUACUUGCCCUUCAUCCUGUGGCCCAUUACUGACCUUCUCAAUGACCUGUUUUGCUGUAUUUUCCUUGGGGGGACCGUGUUCUUUGCUUUGACCACUCGAAAAACCAUGCCAAUGAACUAUGUAAUUGCUGUGGUCCUUAUUGGUCUGGCUGGACUUUUUGCUUUCAUUGAUAUAUGUCUUCAAAGAAAACACUUCAAAGGCAAGAAGGUCAAAAAGAAUGUGCUGGUUCCUCCAGCAAAGGAGCAAGCAAAGGAACCGGAGGGUGAAAAGCCAAAGGAAGAGGCAAAACCACCGGAAACAGAAGCAGACAAGGCAAAGAAAGCGGAAAAGCCAAAGGAAGCGGAAAAGCCAAAGGAAGCGGAAAAGCCAAAGGAUAAGGGGAAGGGAGGCAAGAAAUGACGUGAAGGAGACGCCUGCCGUCAGAAAUGGUGGCACAUUUUACGACAAAACAUAGUUCCGCUGUCUUCCUUGUCUUCUUUCUAGAAUGGUUUUCUUUUCCGUUUUAAUAAUCACCUUGGCUUGGAAAAGAAA
Messenger RNA from Ceratotherium simum simum (southern white rhinoceros), 1075 nucleotides. It is a transcript of the gene CMTM2, whose product is annotated as CKLF like MARVEL transmembrane domain containing 2. The record is from RefSeq and is a predicted model, not a curated record. Lineage: Eukaryota; Metazoa; Chordata; Mammalia; Perissodactyla; Rhinocerotidae. Gene Ontology annotation, cellular component: membrane.